This is a messenger RNA of Branchiostoma belcheri (Belcher's lancelet), 4781 nucleotides long. RefSeq names its product band 4.1-like protein 5. Bases 258 to 2825 code for a protein of 855 amino acids. The transcript is spliced from 23 exons. Gene Ontology annotation, cellular component: cytoskeleton. The record is from RefSeq and is a predicted model, not a curated record. NCBI's taxonomy places the organism in Eukaryota, Metazoa, Chordata, Leptocardii, Amphioxiformes, Branchiostomatidae.
UGCGCAUCCGUUGUGCGCACGGGUUGAAAUUGUCACAGCCCGGGUUCAGUUGGGUGUAGCUCUCACAUCUCCGAGGUGAACCGCGUUUGUCUGCUACUUCAACCCCAAGAAAACCUUCUCCCGACAAGUCGUACGCCUCCCGAUCGCGGGUUUCCCGACGCCCAGGAUUACUUCCGACUGCAUGGCAGUAUUGUAGCCCACUUACCGGACGAGGGGAAGCGAUCGCGCGCAUAAUUCCGCGGGAGGACGGGGUAAAAAUGCUGCGGUUCCUGCGACAGACCUUUCGGAGGCGAAAGGACCGGCCAGCGCAUGGGGAGGCUCAGGUCGCCGGCAAGAAGGAGAAGACAAUAACAUGCAAGGUGAUUCUGCUGGACGAUACGGACAUCACGAUCGAGCUACCGAAGAAGGCCAAGGCCCAGGAGCUGUAUGAAGAAGUCCUGUACCGGAUGGACUUGAUAGAGAAGGACUAUUUUGGGCUCCAGUUUAUGGACGCUGCACAAAUUUCUCAUUGGCUGGAUCCAACAAAAAGUGUAAAGAAGCAAAUAAAAAUCGGACCUCCGUACACGAUAAGAUUUAGUGUGAAGUUCUACUCUUCAGAACCCAACAAUCUACACGAGGAAUACACAAGAUAUCUCUUCUUUCUGCAAUUAAAAAAGGACCUUCUGUCUGGGAAUGGCAAAGGGGAUAUGGUUUUUUCCAGGCUUGAAUGUGACCACACCACGGCAGUGGAGUUAGCUGGAUAUGCACUACAAUCUGAGCUUGGUGACUGGGAUCCCAACGAGUAUGAACCAGACAUCGUGUCAGAGUUCAGAUUUGCACCUGAGCAAUCAGAGGAGAUGGAGGCAGAGAUUCUGGAACAGUGGAAGAAGAACAAUGGCCAGAGUCCAGCCACAGCUGAGAUGAACUACCUGAACAAGGCCAAGUGGCUGGAGAUGUACGGAGUGGACAUGCACUGCGUCAAGGGAAGAGACGGGAAUGAGUACUCACUAGGUCUGACACCGACAGGAGUUCUGGUGUUUGAAGGGAAGACAAAGAUCGGGCUCUUCUUCUGGCCCAAGAUCACCAGACUGGACUUCCAGGGCAAGAAACUCAUCCUGGCAGUGGUGGAGGAUGACGAUGAGGGACGAGAACAGACCCACACAUUUGUAUUCAGACUGGACCACCCCAAGGCCUGUAAGCACCUGUGGAAGUGUGCCGUGGAGCAUCACGCCUUCUUCCGCCUCAAGGGACCGGUGGAGAAGGCCGGCAGGAGGCAACAGCUCCUCCGCAUGGGGUCAAGGUUCAGGUUCAGCGGCAGAACUGAGUACCAAACAGCGCGAAAUCGCCAGUCCAGGAGGACGGUGCAGUUCGAGAGACGCCCAAGUCAGAGGUACUCCCGGAGACAGAGCUCUAGAAGACUUGUGAGGCCGCAGAUUCUUGGAAGCCCACUGGCAAAUGCAACAACCCCGCCUCUGAGAACAUCAUCCCCAGUCACUACAAGACCACAAACCAAUGGUCCUACUCCCACAAUUGAAGAGGAGCCAUCAGAGGAGACCCCAGCUACCACUCCAACCACAACGGUAGCGACAGCCGUGGUCACCACGCCCACCCCCGCCGUAGCAGCGGCGACCAGUCCCACCGUCGUAGAGGUGGACGCGAUCGUAACCACGCCGACGUCGCCCACGCCAACCUCACCCACCACGGAUGGGCUGAGUGUUCCUGCUGCUUCGGUUGAUGAUGUGCUGAUAACCUUAGAUGACCCUGAGCCCCAGCCCGGGUCAGCUGUUACGUCCGUGUUGAGUGCCUUGCAUGGUAAUGCUACAGUCACAAGACCAGAGGAAGAGAAAGCAGCGGUCAGGUUGAAAGGCAUCUCCGAGGAAAGCGGGGCAAAAGAAGCAGCAAAGGCCAAACAGAAGAUGAAAGACGUCAACCUGAACAACGAGCAGCCAAUCGACAAACUCUCGGGAGCGCGCCCGAUCCCUCCCGACCAGAUGAAGUGUAACAUUCUCAAGGCUAAAGUCGAGGAGGAGGCUGCCAAGAAGAAGGCGUUAACUGUUGCACUUGAACCUAAGACAGAGGUAAAGAAGGUGAACGAGGUUAAGGAAGAGGUGGAGGACUCAGAAGAAGAAGAGGAAGAAGAAGAAGUGUGUACCAGCAUCUCUCCCCCGGGGUCGCCUCUGCACUUGAAUGUGGACCAUGAUGAAAGCGAGGCUUUGCUUGGCAAGUCUCACAGUGAUGAAGAAUUAGUUGUAAGGGAGAAGGAAAAACCAAAGGAGAAGACAAAGAAGCAGAAGAAGGAGAAGAAAGAAAAGGAAAAAGAGAAGGAGAAGGAAAAAGAAGUGAAGAUUGAAGAAAAUGGAACAGACCAACCAGAAGAAGAGAAAGGAGAAGAGGAGUCAGAAACAGUGAAGCCCAUCACACUGUCACCUCUGGUGUUAAAUGUGGAUGGUACCACUUGUCUUGGAGCAGAGGGGGGAGUAGCAGCAGAGAAACCGAAGAAGUCAUCAACAUCCUCAGUGUCUAGUACGGAGAAGUCACCAACUCGGACACGACAAAUCUCUGAGACAUCUGACCUCAUCCAGUUUGAUGACACUGUCCCCCUGCUCCUGCCAGGGAGCCCUGUCUCUGAACAGCCUGACAGCACAGAGACACAUGUGUACACUGAGACAUCCUUCGGGCCCAACAUCGUGACCCGCUCUGCCUCCAGCCUGACCAAUAAGAGCAAGCCUGAGCAAAUUGUCAUCAAGAGGACGAAAUCAUCAGCUGCGGUCAAAACCACCAAAACCGUACCAAGAACAUCCACCUCUUCUCUGGAGGAUAAGAAGAUACUUACCACUGAACUUUGACAUGUUUUAUACCUCCGAGUAUAAGAUAAUGAUGAUAACAGCACAUUGGUAAUAAAUAUAACACAGGAAGGAAGAGGUUUUAUAACAAGAUGCAAAGCAAAACAUCAACUUUGCAUACGAAUAAUGGAUAGUUAUAUUUUCGUACUCAUACAAGGUUUACACAUACUAGCCAGUCAACGUUUUAAUACUGCAAGAGCAUCUGUCUUGAAAGUGUAGUUUGUAUGUAGGAGAAUGCAACUUUUUCAUAAAGAUGAUGUGAAAGCUAAAGCAAAUUUUCCUCAUUAGGUAGAAAGACAAUGUCAUUCAUGAGAAACUGAUGGUUAUUCAAAGAGUUUUAAGGCCUUCCCUCUGUACUUCUUUUAGACUAAAGACAGCAGAACAAUUUUAGACUUUUAUCCUGAACUUCUUAACACAGUAGUGUUGCAUAUUAGAUUUUAACCACUGCCUCUCAUAGCAGGACAUUUUAUGAUAUUUAUGUAUAUUAUAUGUACAGUAUAAAUUCUAAUUUUUACCUUGUUAGCAGACCGCAAGUUGCGUUCAGUUUAAACUUUAAUCCUUGAAACCUUUAUGGACAGAAAACUGCACUUUGGGAUUUUAAAAAGUGAUAUGAAUUAAGUAUGUGCUAACGGAUCUUGGUAAUAUUUCCUCACUAAAUGAUGAAACCUUAUCUAGGAAAUAGACUUCACUUAUAGCUAUACAAUGUCAUACCAUGCAGUUCAUAUCAGGUAGUUAGAUGACAUGAUAUGCUGUAAUUUUAGACAUGUUUAAAAGAUAACAAAGCAAUAUUGAGAGCAGUUAUUUGACUUCUGUGGUUAAUUUACCAGCAAUUAUACAGGGUUAUUUCAAAUCAAUCUCUGUGAAUGUGAUCCUUAGAUUUGAAGUGAAUGCUAGAAACCGCAGGGAAUUGUAGAGUUAGACAUCUAUGAUACACAAUGUAGGGCAAAUUCUGUUGAUACAUGGUCAAGUAAAUGGAAGGAUCCAUUCUUGGGUGGGUCAUGUUGAAGGGACAAGUGUUAAAUCUUCAGUAAGCUUGUUGCCUGUUAAAUCAAAAGCUGAAGCCACAUAUCUGACAUGUCUUGGAUAGGCAGUGCACAUUAAUUUGUUUUUAGAGACUCAAUUUUGAAACUGAUUUAUUUAGUGUAGAAUACUGCAAGGUAGUGAAAUCACAGUAUACUAUUCAGAACAAACAAAAAAACAAAGUGUUGGAAAUGAUGAUUUACAUCAUAUUAUUAAAAUCUUGUACUUCUAAUGCUAGCACCAAGAAUGUUAUGGUACAUGUACAAUGUACCACCCUAGCCCUGGUACUUACUUUUUCAGUGCACAACAUCUAAGCCUCACUGAAAUUUUCUGUUUCACUUUAGCACUGAAAUAACUUAAACUUUCUUUUCUGACUUCCUUGUCUAUGUGUAGAGAGACAACAAAAAGUACAGUACUGUUUUUGUGUCAACCUUUAUUCAUGUGCUCCGAGUGAACAAAAAUGUAUCAUGGAAAUAUGUUGCACAUUCCACCACUUCAUAGUACAUGUUACCAUGUCAUCAAUGUGAGUAUAAGGGCUCUGCCCAAGUGGUGUUGCCAAAAAGACUUGUUGUUCCAUCGUUAAGUGCAUAGUGUUACUGUAGCAGAGCAUUUCACAAACUAUUUUACAGUAUGUACUUUCUACUACUGUCAGUGAAUUCUGUGAAAAUUCCCAGCAUUUUCUAGAUUACCUGUACAAUUACAUUUGGUUAUAUUCUUUCAGUUAUGUGUAAUCCUAAGUUCUUAGUUCUCAUGUACAAUUUUCAGGUUUACAUAGGUGUAACAAUUCAACAAACUUUAGAAUUAGACCAUAAGCAUUAAAUGUACAUUACACAUUAAUGUAUUUACAAGAUACACCCUACAAACUGAUCUAGGAAUAGAAUUCAUUGUUUGUGACUUUGUAUUCAACAUGGUUCAAAUAACAGUCAUGCAUACUUCGAA